AUGAGCACCGAAGGUGAACUACAAGCCCAACGUCGUGACCAAACUCGCGAGCAGCGUCCAACCUUGUCAAGAGGAGGAUCUGUAUCCUCUCAAUCGUUUCAUGCGUCCUUAGGUUUGGGAUCUAAUUCUCCCACGCAACCAUCAACAACCCGCCACUGUCCUCCUGGUCAUUGUCCAGAGAGUCUAGAACACAUUCUGGUUGAGGUUCUCGAUCUCCCUCCAGAUGGUAUUCUUGCUCAAGCAUUGAAGCAUGCUAAAACUACCUGCUUCGUUGACCUCAUGGCUAUGACCGAUGUGGCGAUUGACUCUCUUGUUUAUCCAAGCAGUCAAACACCUAAUGAUGAAGGCAACUUCCAAGAUGAUCAACUUGCCCUGGUACCACUGUCCAUUUGCAGUCUCAUCAAGGUCAUCCAAGGGUACGUUUACUACCGCAAACAUGUCCAUAACGACCCUGUCAACCCUGACAACUGCAUGGAUAUUGACUACGGAAGUGUACUCGGCUAUAGAGCUUCUGGAGAGUUCUUAACUUUUGGUAAUAGAACUAUUCCACAACCUAUUAUCCAGAAACCAAGUCGUCGUACCCCUGCUGAUGAAUUCGAUAGAAGCAUCAGACGAGAACCGUCGUCUUUCCCUACUUUCAGCAAUGACAAGCAAUGGGAAAACUAUAAUCGUAAUCUCGCAGCCAUCUGUCGCACUUACGGUCUACAAAAUGUCCUUAAUCACAAGUACCGCCCACAAACUGUUGAUAAAAAGGACCUCUUUGACCGUCAGCAGGCGUUCAUGUAUCAAGUCUUUACCACGACUCUCCUCACCGAUAAAGGCAAGCAAUUUGUUCGUGAGCAUCAAGCAACCUUCGAUGCGCAGAAAAUUUACAAUCAACUUGCUAAAGCCUACACUAAGUCUGUUAAAGCUGAUGCCACCGCUACUGGACUUCUACAAUGGAUUAUGACCGCUAGGCUUGAUGAUUCAUGGCGCAACACACAUGAAUCAUUCAUCAUCCAUUGGCAAGAACAAGUACGCAAAUACCACACCUUGGCAGACAUUAGUCAAAGGAUGCCAGAAACCCAGCAACACCUGCUACUCGAACAAGCCCUUAUUGCUGUCCCUUAUCUCGAUGAGAUUCAGAGACUCUCUAGGAUUCUUGAGAUGCAAACGGGUAAGGCAAUCAUUUUUGAUGACUAUGUCACACUGGUGGAAUCUGCAGCCCAAAGUUACGACACUUGGCAAGUCUCCAAGCCUAAGCCAAAUACAAAUAAUCCUAGUAGAGACGUCUACUUUACUGGUGUUGAUUCCGGCUUAGACGAUGACAACCUCGAUAUCAAAUUUAACAUUGAUCCUGAUAUUGCACCGCUUCCUGAUAAAGCAAAGGCUGUUAUUCUUGGAGCAUCUUCCGAACCUGCAUGGCCGUCACCACCACCACUGCCCCCACCUCUGCCACCGCGCCGUUUGGUCAAUCUUCAUGACAUCACGGCUGCUGAACUCCUCGACCACUUCCAGGAUGGGAGCAUGGGGAGUGCUUCUGGUGCUCUUCCUCCUGAAGUGGUUGAUAAUGCCAGAGACAACAUCUCAGGGUAUGUGACUGAACGUCAAUCUCUCAGACCUGGAGGAGCAAACGGUGGAAUUGCUGGUGAUGAUGUGACCACCUUGUCUCAAACAAAUCGUUCUGUAGAGGUUCGAGCCAUAGAUGAUCAUCAACUAACGGAUGUGUCCAUCAAAACCCUACCACACAUUGUCUUAACCUCUGACAAGAAUUGGGAUCCUGGUGUUCUAGACUCCAGAGUGGAUGAAUUUGAUCCCAAACCUGACGAUGGAUUGGAAGAUCUAGAUCCCAAAGUGGACGACAUUGACAAAUGGACCGACUGUAUCACUGGCAAUGGAUUGGAAGGAGCUAAGAGCCGUUUUGAUCAAGUAGAUAUCCUCAAGAGACAUUUUAUUUUUGAUGAAGCUAUUUUUGACGAAGCCAUACACUUCUUUGAAACUUUUCAGUAUUCAUCACCGUUUGAUGAACCGUACAAGGAUUCCGAAUGUACAGAUACCGGAACAGAUUGCCCAGAUACUGGACCGGACUAUUUUGAGGACACAUUAGCUAUUGACAUACCUUCCAAACGUCGAUGUAACACAAGUUGCAAGGUUUGUUUUGGUCAUGGUAUUUGGCCCGGCAAUGGGGAGCAACCAGACACUGGACCUCCACAAAGAAACAAGCAAGGGCACAAGACUUUGCCACUAGCUGAUACUAUGGUGUACAAGAACCCAAGCUCAGCAGUGAAGUCUCAUGAACGCAACUGGGAGCGACUACGUCAAUAUUUUGCGUGGUUACCUAAGCAUUCUUUUCACUGUACUACUACUGAUCUGGCUAGAUCUCCCACGAACGCCCACCAUGAACACAAAUAUCGUCCUCUGUCUCCACUUCCAGAGCCAAUCAGUUGCAUGGUCGUCUUGGUAGGCAUCGCCAAGCAUGAUUGUCACGACAUGACCAACAUAUUUCUGUUUCUUGAAACAAACAACGUCUUGUUACCUUCUGACAUCUGCUCUGCUCUACCACCUACCGGACUACACAAACGUCUUGUUCUACCUGAUGGGGAGGAGUUAGUGCUCCCUACAAUAACCAAAUCAAUUGAUCUAUCUGAUGGGGAGGAGUUGACACCCCCUCGCAAAAUCAAAUCUAGAGACCAUAAGUCCCUCAAGACCAUUGUUCAUUCUAGUGAUGCUGAAUCAGAGAUAGAAGACGUUCUUUUAGAAGAAAAGGACCUCAUUGGACAGACUUUCCUUCUCUCACCAGAUGAUGAAGGUUAUGUUCAACGUGCUAAGAUUGUUGAGCUUAAUUAUAAGCACAAUUGCAACACGGACAUUCAGCCUGCACGCAUUCAACUAUGCUUGAACAUUGAUAAAGGCAAAUAUGAACAUGUUAUGGCUUACCAUGAGAUCCACAAGUGGUCAGAAACUGACAAGGACAACCCCAUAGAUACAAAGCUGAAGCAAGUUGUAUGCCACCAUCACUACAUUUGA
Molecule: messenger RNA, 3006 nt
Organism: Cylindrotheca closterium
Lineage: Eukaryota; Bacillariophyta; Bacillariophyceae; Bacillariales; Bacillariaceae
Source: the annotation of a GenBank genome assembly